Mycena citricolor is the source of this 2728-nucleotide messenger RNA. NCBI's taxonomy places the organism in Eukaryota, Fungi, Basidiomycota, Agaricomycetes, Agaricales, Mycenaceae. The record is from the annotation of a GenBank genome assembly.
UGAGCCAAGCACCUCAUGACCUCCGCACUGUAGGCGAAUCACCUGGACCUCUUUGAUGUGCCUCACGCUCAUUUCCUGGCAUCUGCGGAAUAUCCUCGGUCACCGCGCUGCCUCCGCUCUUUUCCACGCACCUCCGGCUUGGGGCGGUAGAAUCAAUUCAUACAACGACCGGUCGCUCUGGGCCGGCGUCCGUCUGGGAUCCGCUUCCCGAAAGGGGUGGUCAGAAGGUUUAUUUUCCAGUCUGUGGCAGAUUGUCAUGUGUCCGCCACGACUGCCGUAAUCGAGGGAAAGCCCGAAAUGUCUCCGCGCGGUCAUACAAAUACACGAAUGUUUGCGUGCGACGAAUUCGACUGACGGUCAUGUCUUCAAUCCACCGCGAGCCCGCCCCGAUAGACGAGAAGGUUGAAGAGCCGCACGGCGGGGCUCACCUCGAGGACGCGGAGAUCCUGGAUGCCGCAAACACCGACCUGGCUGUGGCGCUGGCCACGGGCCCGCGGCUGAAUCCGCUCGGCUUGCGCUCGAUCCAGCUCUAUUUCAUCCUCCUCGUCGCGUUCAUGGGCAGUCUCGCCAACGGAUUCGAUGGCUCAGUCAUGUCAGCUGUCAAUGGGAUGCAACAGUACCUGGAUUAUUUCAAGAUCACUGGCAAGGAUGCCGGCGGAGGUGUUGGGUCGACCACCGCACUUAUCUUCGGAAUCUACAGCAUCGGAAGUAUUGUUGCAGUCCCCGUCGCCGGCCCUGUCACCGACUACUUCGGACGCCGGGGAGGAAUGUUCAUCGGCGGCGCUAUCAUCAUCGUCGGCUCCUUGACUGCAACCACCGCGAAGGAUGUCAGCGCUCUUCUUGGCGGGAGAUUUGUCCUGGGUCUGGGUGUUGGAAUCGUUCAGACCGCGUCUCCAUCAUAUGUCGUUGAAAUGGCACCACCUCAGUGGCGUGGGCGAUUGACUGGCCUUUUCAACACCUUCUACUACGCCGGUUCGAUUCUCUGCAGCGGCAUCACGAUUGCCACGGGACGUCUCCAAAGCACCCGAUCUUGGAGAGCCCCGCUCGCCAUCCAGAUCGUCGCAGCUGGCAUCCUCGCUGUUUUCGCUCUCUUCCUCCCCGAAUCGCCCCGAUGGCUUCUCGCUGUCGGCCGAAAGGACGAUGCGCUGGCUGUGCUUGCCCGUUACCACGGCAACGACGACCCCAACUCGCCCCUGGUCCAGCUGGAGAUGCGGGAAUUCGAGAAGUCCAUCAAGCAGGAUGCCUCGGACAAGCGCUGGUGGGACUACAGAGAGUUGUUCAACACCCCGAAUGCCCGCUACCGCACCUUCAUGAUGACGCUCAUGGCAUUCUUCGGACAGUGGUCCGGAAACGGUCUCGGAUAUUUCCUCACGAUCCUCUUUGCUAACGCUGGUGUGAAGUGAGCUCGAGCGUCCUGCGGUUUCCUGUUGUCUGAAGAAUUGAAGGACGCAAAAUGAGCGUUUGACUCUGAAUUUCGUCAACACCCUGGUUUCCGCUGCUGGAGCGGUCAUCGCCACAACUUUGGUUGACAAAGUCGGUCGUCGAAAGAUGUGGUUCUGGGGCACUCUCGUCAGCGCCUGCACAUUGAUGGUCGUCACGGGUUGCACAGCCAAGUGGGGCAGCGCGGGAAGUAAUCCCGCCGGUGCCAAUGCCGCUAUUGCCUUCAUCUUCUUGUUCGGCUUUUUCUACAGUCUCGCGUAUACGCCACUGCAAGCACUAUAUCCCGCCGAAGUGCUCCAGACAAAUACUCGCGCCAAGGGAAUGGCCCUAUAUGCUCUGUUUGUCAGCUGCGCGUCUUUCGUCAACACCUACGCUGGACCCAUCGCCUUGAAUAACAUCGGAUGGAAAUACUACAUCGUCUACAUUGCAUGGGAUCUCUUUGAGUGUGUCGUCAUCUACUUCUGUGUCGUCGAGACCAAGGGCCGGACGCUGGAAGAGCUCGACGAGAUUUUCGAGGACCCGCACCCCGUACGAGCCUCUCUGCGCCACCGCAAGGUCGCUGUUGUCAAGGACGAGAAGGGCCAAACGGUUGCAGUUGAGGAUGCUUGAAUCUGCUUUCACGUUCAUGAUUUUAUGACGAGAUAUACUUGACUUGAUAAUCUACGAAAUGAGAUAAGAUAAGAUACAAUGUCGGAUGUGAAAGGUCCCAUGAAUUAGCCACGAGACAAGGUCGAACUGGGACCGCCGCGCAUGCCAUACACUUUCACUAUCACGCUUAUGCCGCCACUUACUCUCAACCCCCCCUGAAAAUCGAUACAUUAUGGCUCCUUGCGGCUGGGGCUUUUGCCACAGUAUCCAAUUUACUUUUUUUUUUCUCGUUUAUGCAUUCUGAUCAUCAUGAAGACUGGAAGUCAGGAAUCGGAUCGACUUUGUGAGCGGCUACGUUGCCGAUCGUCCGAAAGCCGUUCUCGUCUAUGAUAUUUCGUAAGAUGUUUGGAGCCUGUUGGUCCUGUCGGUGCAACUACAGCACCCGCUGGACUUCCGCUGGAGUGCCGCACUGGGACACAAUCACGCAUUGGUGCGACUGCUGGAGCCCCGCUGGAGUUCCGCACACCGCUACGUGUGUUCCGUUGGGCCGCCGCAGGACAACUGCCCACUCCCGCUGGAGUUCCGCUGGGUUCGGUGCCGCUUGAACUGAGUUCCCGUGAGACUCGAACCUCUGAACAACACUGGGUCUGAUGCAACAUGUGGCUUUACUUCAAAAUUGAUGCAGUCCCACAGCCCGUAU